GAUUUAAGAAUGUCUACUUCAAAUACUUCAACUCGAGUCCGUUGCACACUUUGUAAUAACAAGAAAACUUUUAAAUCAAAAGCCGGUUUACAACGACAUGAAAAUUUGAAACAUAGCAAUUAUAAAGAAAUUCCAGCAUAUAUUUUACUAGUUCAAGCGAUUGAUCAAUUAGCAGCAAUACUUGGAGAUAAUCAAUAG
Messenger RNA from Dentiscutata heterogama, 198 nucleotides. The record is from the annotation of a GenBank genome assembly. NCBI's taxonomy places the organism in Eukaryota, Fungi, Glomeromycota, Glomeromycetes, Diversisporales, Gigasporaceae.